Messenger RNA from Chlorocebus sabaeus (green monkey), 9369 nucleotides. It is a transcript of the gene NRG1, whose product is annotated as neuregulin 1. Gene Ontology annotation, biological process: intracellular signal transduction; nervous system development; activation of transmembrane receptor protein tyrosine kinase activity. Gene Ontology annotation, molecular function: protein tyrosine kinase activator activity; chemorepellent activity. Lineage: Eukaryota; Metazoa; Chordata; Mammalia; Primates; Cercopithecidae. The record is from RefSeq and is a predicted model, not a curated record.
UAUUAUGAACCUAGCAGAGUGCUUGUCACCUGGGUGGAACUCAAUAAAGGUAGCUUUUGUUAUUGUGAGGGAGAUGGUGAUAAAAGGUUUAAAAAGAUAGUAAAAAAUUGUCUAGUUUAUUUUUCUAAGAGGACAUGGAAAUGGGGUAUUCCUGGGCUUUACUGGGGUUGAGCUUAAAGGGUUAAAACGAUAUAUCCUUGCAGUUUUUCCUGCAAACAUACAUGUUUUAUCCAAAGGAAAUUCUGACCUCUAACCCCAUUCACACUUUCCUUUCUCACUCUUUUAUUGCUAUAGAGGAUUUGAUGAAGGGAGAAAGGCAACUCCUGGGUCCUAGUCCCAAGGGUAGAACUAAUGGAGAAUUCCUUUUAUUCUUCACCUCCCAUCCUUCUCCAUUUCCCCAUUUACAUUCAUUUUCCAAUUUGGUGGAAAAAAACAAUUUUAUAGGAAGCUGGCUGUCUGCAGACUAAUCUUAGCACCAAGGUGCCACAGGGUUUCUGGAAUGCCUUUCUGGAGGCAAAACAGACACAUCCCAAAGUCUGGUUUAUGUAGUCCAAGGGAAAGAGUACUUGUGGUAGUCCACAGGAUUCUCUCUCUGAUGUGUUGUCCUAGUCUUUGUAUAAAAUGUUGGUUUUCUCUAUAAGUGUUGGGUAUUUUCGGUGUAACAGCUAGAGCAAUGCCCAGUAGCUUUUUUUUUUUUCCCCUGCUGAAUAUGUUUGUUCUUAAUGGUUGAGGUAAGGUGAAUAAUUGCUAUUGGUGUAAGUUAAAGACCACUUUUCUAAACUAUGGGUUAUCAUGCUUGGUAUUUUCUCCUAUCUGCCUGACUUGGGGCCACCUGAACCCCAUUUUGGUCUUUGAAAUUUAGCUGACCUUGGCCUUGGAUGAAAUACUAAUGUACUGAGUAUAAUAUUUUUGGUUUAGGUCAAAAUUGAGGAAUUCAGUGCCAUAUAUUUCAACUGGGUGCUUUUUGAAGAAAUUAUAAAUUACCGUAGUUUAGCAUAAACACCUGCUGAUACUGUUUCUGAAUAUUUACAUGAAUAUUGAUCAUUGAGCUCUUACUAUCUUUCAAUGUGAAUGCUUUAAGUGCUUGUAGACAUUUUCUACACUGUGAAAUUGUAUGUCCGUAGCUAGAAUCUUUGUAAGAGAGCUCUCACUGCUUUAAAGUCAAAUAAACCUAGAAAAUAAGCAGAGGAAUUAUUUUUAAACACCAUUUACUGGUAUAUAAAUGCAGAUUAUAGAGAGAUGAACUUAAGGAUAACUCAUGUUGCUCAUAAAGUUGUCAUAGUCAUGGUUACAAUUAUGCAAAUUGGCACAGGCUUUUGUUGUUGUUAUAGUACUGCAAACACAGUUUAAGAUGUUAAGACCCUUUAAAUCAUUUAUAAUUAUGGACUAAUUUCAUCUUGAAGGAAGAAGUGAUAAUAUUCUUAUCUCCCAUCAUUUAAAGGUGAAACGUACCUCAAAGCAGUGGAGAUUGUGCCCUACAAAAGACAACGUGCUUAAAGCAGAUUUUCUCAGGACUUGAGUUCUAAAUUUCGCUGCUUCAGGGACUCAUAUGAUGGCUAUGUAGUAUAGAUUUAGAGAGAGUUUUAAAGACUCCUGUUGACAUAGGUGAACAGAAUGGUUCCUUGGAAACCGUUUAGAUGUCCAGUCACAGUAAGUGUGGAUUACAGGUUCAGAUGCAUAUUGUGUGAAGUGACAUGGAGCAGAGUGCUUGGAGAAGCCUGUGGUCUCUAUUAUGAACAGUGCUUUCUUCUAGUGUUUUAAUGACUGUUGUUUUAAAAGAAAAAAAAUCAGCAUUGAAACUAUCUGGAAGGUAAAGCUCCUGAAACCUAACCCAAAAGGCAUGCUCUCAUCGAAAACUCUUCUUAGUACUUGCAGUGCGGUGAUAGCUGAGGACAUGUGGUAUAUAUUACAGUGCCAGGGAAUUCAGACCUCUGCAGUGUGGAGUCACCAUGAAAGGCUAAUCUAAAAAUGAAGUGGUAGCUUUGCUCGCAUCAUAACUCUGUUACUUACUGGUGCUUCCUAUUAGCUUGACAUUAGUCUAGUCUUCUUUGGGUGAGAUAGAAGAAAUGGAAAUUCAAAGGGGACCACAGCAGGGGAUAUAUGGGCUGCCAACCCCUCCCCUAGCAAUCCCUCCAGCCUGUACUCAGCAUUUCUCUCUGGGCAUGACAAAGUCUUACAGAGUCAUUGCAAAAAGGGCUAAAGGCAGAGCUGUCCAUGGUUAGGAAAAAAACGUUCAAACUGUUGGUCGAAAAUCAGGUAAUAACAGUCUUCUUAGUGAACAAAACUUAUUAGAGGGCUAGGGAAGGAAUGCUAUCUCUCAGCAGCAGGCAGGAAGAAAUUGCUGUUGAAAAGCUUACCUCUCUAGGGAGGAAUCAGAUAGCAGACUUCGCCAAGCCUCAGGUCCAACCCAUAAGGUCCCACCUACACCCCCCACCCCCCUCCCCAUCCCAGCUUUGUUAGAUUGCUAGCAUCGAUCGCUGGCUUUUUCUGACCCAACAGUGGGUGAAGGAAAGAGACUGAAAGCCGGCAAGGUGGGGGUAGAAGAAGACUUGGACAGCUUUUGUAGAGAAAGAAAGAAAAAGGAAGAAAACGGGUGGGGGCCAUGGGGACUAGGCUUAACUGAUGCCUGCCUGCCUCUUUUUGAUUUGAUGGCCUUUAUUCCUUCUAAUUGGAUAAAAUAGGAAGUCACUGGCAGUCCUGUGUGGCUGGGGAUACUGAUUUUACUCAGACCAGCCUGCAGCUCUAGAGUGUGGAUAGAGAGUGGGGAGUGGGGGGUUGGAAGAGGGGGAGGAAAGAGAGAGAGGAGAGAGAGAGGACGGGCUUGGAUGAAGAAGGGAAAGAAAGAGAGAGACUGAAGCAGAGAAGAGCCGCAGAGGAAGAAAGUGAAUGAGCACUCAAGAAGGACAAAGAGGAGUAGUCGGGGGUGGGGUGGAGGCAGGGCGGGGAAGGGAGUGACCGCCCCUCCUGGCUGCACUCUUGCCUCCGGAGCCCUCUGAUCCUGUUUGCAGUGAUGCUCCGAGGGCAGGCACCUGCUGCUCUGUAAUGAUUCAGCCCCUUUCAGCCGUCGUCGCGUUAACACAACAGGAUGCUGUUGCUAUUGUCACUACUGCCUCUCCUGCCGCCGCCGCUGCUGCCGCCGCCGCCACCGCCGCUGGUCCUCCUUCUGCUUUUACUUCUCCUGCAUGACAGUUGUUUUCUUCAUCUGAGCAGACACCAGCUUCAGAUGCUCGAGGUGAGAAACAUGCCUUUCAGUUUGGGCUACUGGUUUACUUAAUUAACCAGCCGGCAGCUCCGUCGAUCUAUUUUGGUCCCUGUCCUCUUGACGAGCCCGGGAUGGUUUGGAGUAACGUUUAAAAGAACUAGAAAAGUGGCCCAGAAACAGCAGUUUAAAGAAUUAUAACGAUAUACUCUGAUUUUGUAGUUGCUAGGAGCUUUUCUUCCCCCCUUGCAUCUUCCUGAACUCUUCUUGAUUUUGAUAAUGGCCUUGGACUUGGACGAUUUAUCGAUUUCCCCCUGUAAGAUGCUGUAUCAUUUGGUUGGGGGGGCCUCUGCGUGGUAAUGGACCGUGAGAGCGGCCAGGCCUUCUUCUGGAGGUGAGCCGAUGGAGAUUUAUUCCCCAGACAUGUCUGAGGUCGCCGCCGAGAGGUCCUCUAGCCCCUCCACUCAGCUGAGUGCAGACCCAUCUCUUGAUGGGCUUCCGGCAGCAGAAGACAUGCCAGAUCCCCAGACUGAAGAUGGGAGAACCCCUGGACUCGUGGGCCUGGCCGUGCCCUGCUGUGUGUGCCUAGAAGCUGAGCGCCUGAGAGGUUGCCUCAACUCAGAGAAAAUCUGCAUUGUCCCCAUCCUGGCUUGCCUGGUCAGCCUCUGCCUCUGCAUUGCCGGACUCAAGUGGGUAUUCGUGGACAAGAUCUUUGAGUAUGACUCUCCUACUCACCUUGACCCUGGGGGAUUAGGCCAGGACCCUAUUAUUUCUCUGGACCCAACUGCUGCCUCAGCUGUGUGGGUGUCGUCUGAGGCAUAUACUUCACCUGUCUCUAGGGCUCAAUCUGAAAGCAAGGUUCAAGUUACAGUGCAAGGUGACAAGGCUCUUGUCUCCUUUGAACCAUCAGCGGCACCGACACCGAAGAAUCGUAUUUUUGCCUUUUCUUUCUUGCCGUCCACUGCACCAUCCUUCCCUUCACCCACCCGGAACCCUGAGGUGAGAACGCCCAAGUCAGCAACUCAGCCACAAACAACAGAAACUAAUCUCCAAACUGCUCCUAAACUUUCUACAUCUACAUCCACCACUGGGACAAGCCAUCUUGUAAAAUGCGCAGAGAAGGAGAAAACUUUCUGUGUGAAUGGAGGCGAGUGCUUCAUGGUGAAAGACCUUUCAAACCCCUCGAGAUACUUGUGCAAGUGCCCAAAUGAGUUUACUGGUGAUCGCUGCCAAAACUACGUAAUGGCCAGCUUCUACAAGCAUCUUGGGAUUGAAUUUAUGGAGGCGGAGGAGCUGUACCAGAAGAGAGUGCUGACCAUAACUGGCAUCUGCAUCGCCCUCCUUGUGGUUGGCAUCAUGUGUGUGGUGGCCUACUGCAAAACCAAGAAACAGCGGAAAAAGCUUCAUGACCGUCUUCGGCAGAGCCUUCGGUCUGAACGAAACAAUAUGAUGAACAUUGCCAAUGGACCUCACCAUCCUAACCCACCCCCCGAGAAUGUCCAGCUGGUGAAUCAAUAUGUAUCUAAAAACGUCAUCUCCAGUGAGCAUAUUGUUGAGAGAGAAGCAGAGACAUCCUUUUCCACCAGUCACUAUACUUCCACAGCCCAUCAUUCCACUACUGUCACCCAGACUCCUAGCCACAGCUGGAGCAACGGACAUACUGAAAGCAUCCUUUCCGAAAGCCACUCUGUAAUCAUGAUGUCAUCCGUAGAAAACAGUAGGCACAGCAGCCCAACUGGGGGCCCAAGAGGACGUCUUAAUGGCACAGGAGGCCCUCGUGAAUGUAACAGCUUCCUCAGGCAUGCCAGAGAAACCCCUGAUUCCUACCGAGACUCUCCUCAUAGUGAAAGGUAUGUGUCAGCCAUGACCACCCCGGCUCGUAUGUCACCUGUAGAUUUCCACACGCCAAGCUCCCCCAAAUCACCCCCUUCGGAAAUGUCUCCACCCGUGUCCAGCAUGACGGUGUCCAUGCCUUCCAUGGCGGUCAGCCCCUUCGUGGAAGAAGAGAGACCUCUACUUCUCGUGACACCACCAAGGCUGCGGGAGAAGAAGUUUGACCAUCACCCUCAGCAGUUCAGCUCCUUCCAUCACAACCCCGUGCAUGACAGUAACAGCCUCCCCCCUAGCCCCUUGAGGAUAGUGGAGGAUGAGGAGUAUGAAACGACCCAGGAGUACGAGCCAGCCCAAGAGCCUGUUAAGAAACUCGCCAAUAGCCGGCGGGCCAAAAGAACCAAGCCCAAUGGCCACAUUGCUAACAGAUUGGAAGUGGACGGCAACACAAGCUCCCAGAGCAGUAACUCAGAGAGUGAAACAGAAGAUGAAAGAGUAGGUGAAGAUACACCUUUCCUGGGCAUACAGAACCCCCUGGCAGCCAGUCUUGAGGCAACACCUGCCUUCCGCCUGGCUGACAGCAGGACUAACCCAGCAGGCCGCUUCUCGACACAGGAAGAAAUCCAGGCCCGGCUGUCUAGUGUAAUUGCUAACCAAGACCCUAUUGCUGUAUAAAACCUAAAUAAACACAUAGAUUCACCUGUAAAACUUUAUUUUAUAUAAUAAAGUAUUCCACCUUAAAUUAAACAAUUUAUUUUAUUUUAGCAGUUCUGCAAAUAGAAAACAGGAAAAAAAAACUUUUAUAAAUUAAAUAUAUGUAUGUAAAAAUGUGUUAUGUGCCAUAUGUAGCAAUUUUUUACAGUAUUUCAAAACGAGAAAGAUAUCAAUGGUGCCUUUAUGUUAUGUUAUGUCGAGAGCAAGUUUUGUACAGUUACAGUGAUUGCUUUUCCACAGUAUUUCAGCAAAACCUCUCAUAGAUUCAGUUUUUGCUGGCUUCUUGUGCAUUGCAUUAUGAUGUUGACUGGAUGUAUGAUUUGCAAGACUUGCAACUGUCCCUCUGUUUGCUUGUAGUAGCACCCGAUCAGUAUGUCUUGUAAUGGCACAUCCAUCCAGAUACGCCUCACUUGUGUAUGAAGUUUUCUUUGCUUUCAGAAUAUGAAAUGAGUUGUGUCUACUCUGCCAGCCAAAGGUUUGCCUCAUUGGGCUCUGAAAUAAUAGUAGAUCCAACAGCAUGCUACUAUUAAAUACAGCAAGAAACCGCAUUAAGUAAUGUUAAAUAUUAGGAAGAAAGUAAUACUGUGAUUAAAAAAAAAAAACUAUAUUAUUAAUCAGAAGACAGCUUGCUCUUACUAAAAGGAGCUCUCAUUUACUUUAUUUGAAUUUUUUUUUCUCUUGAUAAAAAGCAACAGUUUUAGGGAUAGCUUAGAAAAUGGGUUCUGGCUUGCUAUCAGGGUUAAUCUAACACCUUAUGAGAGGACUCAAUGUCACUUUCUCUCUGGGGGAAUGAUCCAGCAGCUUAUCUAGUUGACGAUCAAACCAUGGCUGAUAAAGGUGCAAUCAUUUCUGACUUGUAGUUUUCACUGAUUUUGAAGCUAGUGAUUGGUUGUGUCUUCUCGGCUCAAAAAGAGGCAUAUUACGGCACAAAAAGCCCAGCCCAGACAGCACAUGCAGCAUUUUGUCUGAAAUACUUCCGGAGUCAAACAUGCCUGCUGUAAUAGCAGUGACUUGUCAUCAUAGGGAAGUAUUUCCAUUGUUAAGUGUUCAGAAGGAGUGACUGUAUAGGUGGAAAGAAACUUGGUGACUCGGUUGAAAUUUUAAAAUGUGGAUGACCACUCCUUUCUCCCCCUCUUUGUCUUGUAUUUUUCCAUGUUGCCUUGAUCAGGUCAUAACUGUGCCUGAACAUUUUUAUCAGGAAUGGCCGAUGUGUAUGUGAUUUGGGAUCACAAGUAAUGAUUCAUCAGGAAAUGUCGAUCCUGUUGGAAAGAUUGCACCUUUACUUGUGGAAGUGACCCCCACCUGUGUCCUGACCUCUCCAUUGACAGCCUCUCUCACCCAUUUCCCCCACCUCCUUUAAUUUUUGCUUUACUGUCAUAAAGUAGGACUAAGAUUGGCCUAAGCAUUGCAUGUUCUCUUGUGAUGGUAAAUCCAAAGGAAGGCCUAUAAAUAUUAACACUUGAAAUAACUGCUAAUAAAGGAAAAUGGAAGAAAAAAAAUUAUUUGAAACACAGAACCCAUUUCAUGGCCUGUCUGAUACCUGUUAAAUCAGGGCUGGAGCUUUACUUAGGUUUCACGUGGCCUCUUAGGAGCCAUGGGACAAAUGAGAAACAGGUUAUCGGGGGCUUCAUGGAGUCAGUGAGAGUAAUUGCUUCUUUUUUGCGGGUGAACUGAAUAUAUUUCUUCACCAAAUCUUGAUGUUAACAAUUAAGAAGAAGAAAUGACAUGGAAGUAGAUCUCAGCAGAAAAAUGCAGGCUGGGCAUGAGUCAUGUUACGCUCCCACAUGCUCCUACAAUCCACACAGAUGCCUGUCUGCGGAUUCUUGAAGUUACUGUUACUAUUUAGUAUCUCAAAUUUUCCGUCAUUGUUCACAUGCCACUUUCUCUGUGCUCAGUGGUAUCCUCAUUUGCUUUUUAACCUACACUGAGGAGCCUUUGCAAGUUGCACUGAUUUUCCAAUUCUGCAGAUAUGAGUAAGCUCACGGCAUGGGGAAGAAGACAGUCAGUCCAAUGAAGUUCUCUAAAUUAUUUUAACAUUGCCUUUGAAGGCCUUGACUCAUCCUUAGCUAUUUCAAUAAAGAAAUUCCUACCAUGAAUUUAAAACCCUAAAAAUUCUGUUUAAAAUUAUUUGGGCAUUGGGGAACUCAGAUGUCCCAUUGUGGUAGAAUUUUAAAAAUAAAUAGAAGUUUCUAUUGAGAACCAUGGGCAACAUGUUUCUUACAAUGAGAAUUGCUAUGCAUUUUCAAAUUGCAAAUAUAUAUGAAAAUUGAAGACAAGAGGAAAUUGUAUUUCCAACUUGACUCUAAUCACUCACAGAGGUAGCUUAUUAUUAUAGUUGGGAUGUCCUUUGCACCCUUGAUAAGAAAAGCCAAUUGACUGCUCAGCGCCACCUGCCAUGGCCACUUGAUUUGUGUUCACAAGGGUAUCUCUGUGAUGCUUGUCACGUCACUCUUGACCACCUCUGUUAAUAAAUUCAGGCAGUGAAGUGGCGAUCGGAGUGUGACCCUAUAUUCCCAGCAUAUGGAAAGCUAUCUUGGGUUUUAAGGUGGUAGAGAUUGCCCAGGAGUUUGACAGCAACUUUGUUUCCUGGGUCGAAAAUCAUAUCCCACUGAGGUGUAUGCAGUGGAGCAUAAUACAUGCAAAUACAUGCAAAACUCCUUUUGUUUUACCUAAGAUUCACUUUCUGUCUUACUUUCCCUUCCUGCUUAGUAUGACUUUUGCCCCCAAGAGUGCCUGGACAGCAUUCUAGUUUCUACAAAAUGGUCCUCUGUGUGGGUGAACGUGUCCGAAACCUGCUAUCUCUUCCUUGUUUCAGUGUGACUGUCUUGAUAGAGGUGGAGUUUAUCCAGGGUAACUUGCUCAGUAACUAUUCCUUUUUAUGGCCUGGGGUUAAAGGGCGCAUGGCUCACAUUGGUGAAAAUAAGGAAGGCCUGGUCUUAUCUUGUAUUAAUAGUACUGGCUGCAUUCCACCAGCCAAAGAUUUCUAUCUGCAAAGACCUAUGAAACACUGAAGAGAAAUGUAGGCAGAAGGAAAUGGCCACAUAUCACAAGUUCUAUUAUAUAUUCUUUUGUAAAUACAUAUUGUAUAUUACUUGGAUGUUUUCUUAUAUCAUUUACUGUUUUUAUGAGUUAAUGUCAGUUUUUACUCUCUCAACUUACUGUGUAACAUUGUAAAUAACAUAAUGUCCUUUAUUAUUUAUAUUUAAGCAUCUAACAUAUAGAGUUGUUUCCAUAUAAGUUUAAGAUAAAUGUCAAAAAUAUAUGUUCUUUUGUUUUUCUUUGCUUUAAAAUUAUGUAUCUUUUCCUUUUCUUUUUUUUAAGAAUAAUUUAUUGUUCAGGAGAAAGAAUGUAUAUGUAACUGAAACUAUCUGAAGAAUGCACAUUGAAGGCCGUGAGGUACUGAUAAACUAAAGAAUUUAUUAUUCAAAAUACUAAGCAAUAAGUAAUUGUGAUUUAUUUAAAGUUUUGUCCAUUUUCCAUGAAAGACAUACUGCAAUAAAAAUGCUACUCUGUGGAGACCUGGGAGUGUUGCUCGGCAGACUACAGCUUCAGUCUGUUAGACCAGCAACUUUCAUCUCAUUCCCAUAGUUGUGCUAAUUCAGGAUUGUGUUCCAUGGACCCCAUGA